Molecule: messenger RNA, 1959 nt
Organism: Leptopilina heterotoma
Lineage: Eukaryota; Metazoa; Arthropoda; Insecta; Hymenoptera; Figitidae
Gene: kune
Exons: 2
Coding region: 183-821 (212 amino acids)
Biological process (GO): regulation of tube size, open tracheal system; septate junction assembly
Cellular component (GO): septate junction; membrane
Source: RefSeq, a predicted model, not a curated record
AGUUUCCCAACUCUGACACUGGAUAUGAAUCAGCUUUACUCCAAAAGUGCAUUGAUAUAGUAACUAGGUAACUGCAUGAAAGCAUUGUUUGUCGACUGUUUAUUGUUAUUAUUCAAUUGAAAACAUUGAAACAAAAUUGUUUCAAUUUUAUUUUUAAUAUCAAAAAAUAGUGAAGUGAUAAAAUGGGAAAGACACGCACUGGAAAAGUGGCCAUUGGCCUCACAAUGGUUGGAUUUAUUUUUGUACUCAUUGCUUUUACCACACCCAACUGGCUACAAACAGACGGAAAAUUAGAUAGUCCCAAGUUUCGAAAAAUUGGACUUUGGCAAGUAUGCUUCGAAGACUUCAUGGACACUCAACACCUGUACGAUACAAAAUUCAACAAUUGUUGGUGGGUUUUCGAAGAAGAAUACUACAUAUUACAUGACAUUCUCCUACCAAGAUUUUUCGUGGCCACACAAUUUAUGUUCACCCUAUGCUUCACACUACUUUUAAUUGGAAUUUUCCUAACGGCACUGUACGGUUGCUGUUCACGACAACAACAAAAAUAUCAAUUGCUCUUAUGGACAAACGGAACGAUAUUAACUUUAUCCGGAUGCGCUGGAAUUAUAUCAGUAUUAAUUUUCGGAUGUCGUGGCGAUUAUCGCGAUUGGAUGCCAAAUUGGCAGCACAAUGACAUUGGUUGGUCAUAUGCCGUGGGAGUUGUUGGCAGUUUUAUUGUUUUAACUGCAGGAAUUCUCUUUCUCGUCGAGGGUCGACGACACAGGAGAAAACUCGACAGAAUGUACAACGAAGAUCAAAAGACACACACAACUAUAUAAAUUUUAUAAUCGACAGUAUUUUUGUCCCAUUUUAUUUAUCAACGCAAUCUAAGAGGCGUUAAAAAUUUUUACCAUCACCAAUCAGGGUGAUUUUUAACAAAUUUCUUUUAUUCAAUCAAAGCUUGGAACAUUUACAAUUUUUUUGUCUAUUUAUUUAUUGAAGAACAAUCAAUUAAAUUAAAUAUUUGUUUUUUUGAUAAUUUUUUUAUAAUUACAAUAUGUACGUGCUUCCAUAUAAUUAUUUUUUCUAUGGAAAUAAAUAUUUGUCGUCAGUGAUCGGAAUUUAGAAAAUAGUUUCAAGCUUUGACAAAAUUUAGAAAAAAAAAUAUAAUUAUACAAACUAUUGUUUGUAUGCAUUUUUUUAAUGUCAAGAAUUUAAUAGAAGCACAAAUUAUGACUUUUUUUUAUAAAAAUUAAUUAUUAAUUAAUUCCAGGCCUCGGAUAUGACUUUUUCGAACUUUUCUUCCAAAUAUUGCAACAAAAUACAAAAUAACUAUAGACAAAUCUUUUAAAAAUUAUUUUUGAAUAAUUUAAUUGAAAAUAAUUGAUUUCUUUCAAGUAUUUUAUUAAAAUUUUUAAAAAUCAAUUUUUGAAGAAUUUUGUUUGCAAAUUCUUGAAAAUACAUAUAAUAUACAAAAAUUCUUUUCAGAAAUUCCGUGGCCUGUAAUUCUAAACUAUUAGAAAAUUAGAUCUGAUUUGUCAAAAAAUGUUCGUUUUGUUUAUUUUAAUAGAUCUUAUUGUGCACAAUACUCAAAUUAAUUAUAGUACAAGGUAGAAUUUCGAAUGAAAUAUUGAAAUUUAUUUCAAUUACAGAAUUACACACUUGCACUCUGAGUAGUGCUUUUACUAUUGUACUUGUCAAUAUGAUCUGCAUAGAUUUUAAAUCGAACAAUUAUUGAAACAAUAAUAAAAAUGUAAUUUUUAAAGUUGUAAUCGACAUUUAAUGAAGAAAAAAAAAUGUAUUAAUAUAGGAAUGCCUGAUACGAAUGUAAUCCGUCCAGUUUAGAUAGUGUUUAUAUAUUGUUUACAAAGCAUGAAUUUACAGAGAAUGCAUAUGUAAAUAUAAUUUAGCCUAAGUGAAGUGCCUUUAAGUAGUGAUGAUUGUACUUUUUUAAAUAAAAUCAUUUAUUGAACAUUA